AUGAAGCAGCAGCAGCAGCCGGUCAUGUCGGCGGGCAGCGCGGGCGCCGCCGCCGCCGCCGCCGCCACGGCAGUCCCGGCCUUUCUAAGUAAACUUUGGGCGCUGGUGGGCGACGCACCCAGUAACCAGCUCAUCACCUGGAGCCAGAAUGGCCAGAGUUUCCUCGUAUUGGAUGAACAAAAGUUUGCAAAAGAGAUUCUUCCAAAGUACUUCAAGCACAACAACAUGGCAAGCUUUGUGAGGCAGCUGAAUAUGUAUGGUUUCCGUAAAGUAGUCCAUGUGGAUUCUGGUAUUGUUAAAUUGGAAAGAGAUGGUCCUGUUGAGUUCCAACAUCCCUAUUUCAAACAAGGACGGGAAGACUUACUGGAACAUAUUAAAAGAAAGGUUUCUUCCUCGAAGCCUGAAGAAAAUAAAAUUCGCCAAGAAGAUCUGUCUAAAAUUAUAAGCAGCGCUCAGAAGGUUCAAAUUAAACAAGAAACCAUUGAAUCCAGGCUUUCUGCACUGAAGAGAGAGAAUGAAUCUCUUUGGCGGGAGGUAGCAGAAUUGAGAGCAAAACAUCUGCAGCAGCAACAAGUUAUUCGAAAGAUUGUGCAGUUCAUUGUUACUCUCGUUCAGAAUAAUCAGCUUGUGAGUCUGAAACGCAAACGCCCACUGCUUCUGAAUAAUAAUGGGGCUACAAAGUCUAACUUAUUUCAGCAGAUUGUCAAAGACUCAUCAGAAAAUAAACAUCAUGUUUCACAUAACAGGAGUGAUGGUUUGAAGCAAAGAGAACAACUGUCAGAUGACAUUAUUAUUUAUGACAUCACUGAUGAUAGUGGGGAUGAAGAAAAGGCACCUGUUACUCCAGAAACCAGUGAAGAUACUGUUUCAGAUUCCAACUAUAGUCCUGACAUUGUAAUAGUAGAAGAUGAUAAUGAGGAUGAAUAUACACCUAUAAUUCAAGAAAAUACAAACGCUGAACCAGUUGGUAUUUCCUGUGAUGAAUCAAUGAGUCCUUCCUCGGAUGAUGCAAACCCAUUAAUGUCUAGUGCUGUUCAGUUAAACCACCAAUCAGCUUUAACAUCAGAAGAUCCAGUGUCAAUGAUGGAUUCUAUUCUUAGUGAAAAUGGAGUGAUCUCACAAAAUAUCAACCUUCUUGGAAAGGUGGAACUCCUGGAUUACCUUGAGAGCAUUGAUUGCAGUUUAGAGGACUUUCAGGCUAUGCUGUCAGGACGGCAGUUCAGCAUAGAUCCAGAUCUUCUGGUGGAUCUUUUUUCAAGUUCUGUACAGAUGAACCCUACAAGUCAUCUCAGUAGUACAAAAGUGGAAACAAAGGGAAUUGAAACUAUGAAAAGUCAUAGUCCUCAACAAGACUCACAAAAUGUGCCUAAUUCAAACUCUAAAACAGAUAAACAGCUCAUUCAAUAUACUGCUUUCCCUCUCCUUGCAUUGUUUGAUGGAAACCCAAGCACAGCAACAGAGAGUACGCAAGAAACCACAUCUUCUGUAGAUAAAUCAAUAGAAGUGGAUGAACUCCUUGAAAGCAGUCUGGAUCCUCAACCAACCCAAAGUAAACUCGUUCGUCUGGAACCUCUGACAGAAGCAGAAGCCAGUGAAGCUACAUUAUUUUAUUUGUGUGAACUUGCUCCUGUGCCAAUGGACACUGAUAUGCCACUGUUGAACAACUAACCCAAUAUGUUUAAGACAAACUAUUUAUUUAGAUUGUGUUUGGGGGGGGGGGGGUGUCUAACUUUUGUAAGCAUUUUGUGAAAGCAAUUAACCGGGACUUGAAAAGAUUCUAUUGCUUCUACAAAAGCAGAGCAGUUUAAAUAUUUACAGAAACCAUCAACAGUUCAUUCACACUAAUUCAUUAUAUUCUGGUGCCAUUGUACUUUGAAGUACCAGCUAUCUUCUAAACACAUAUAAUCAGAUGCUCUGUAUUAACCACUGUGGUAUCUCAUGUUCACUUUUGGUCCUAAUGUAUGACUGACGCAAAUUUGUUUUUGAUUUUUUGCUGGAAGUCAUAGAUUUCCAAGUUCUAUUCAUUACUUUUUUUAUUUUUACAACCUUGUUUAAAUAAAACUGUUAGGGGGACCAGACCUUUAUGUAAUGUGUCACUUAACUUCAAGUCUUAUUUAAGCACUACAUAUUGUUAGGGACGUUAGAAUGUUGCAUACAGAGGGAAGAGAUUGGGAAAGGAGAGUGACUCUGGCUCCCAGACUGGGGUUAAUCUUUUUCACAGAAAGGCGUUCUGCAUGAAGAUACUUCUGGUUGUGGGAUAGAGGGAUCAACCUAGGCUAAAAAAUUAGCUGGAUUUUAACCUCAACUAUACAAAUAUCCGGGUCCUAAUAAGUGAAAGCCAUUUCUUAGUGGAUCAACUUCCCUUUUCAUAAAAACCCUGCUGCUG
This is a messenger RNA of Protobothrops mucrosquamatus (brown spotted pit viper), 2386 nucleotides long. RefSeq names its product heat shock transcription factor 2 (gene HSF2). Gene Ontology annotation, biological process: regulation of DNA-templated transcription. NCBI's taxonomy places the organism in Eukaryota, Metazoa, Chordata, Lepidosauria, Squamata, Viperidae. Gene Ontology annotation, molecular function: DNA-binding transcription factor activity; sequence-specific DNA binding. Bases 1 to 1668 code for a protein of 555 amino acids. The transcript is spliced from 13 exons. The record is from RefSeq and is a predicted model, not a curated record.